GUUCGUUUGUUUUUGCGUGAAAAAAUUAGCAUUUCUCUCACGGUAUGCAAACGAGAGGGGACAUCAGCGUUUCUCUUGCAGAACGAAACUUUCCAUAUCCCACCUUAACAUAGAAAAUUCAUCUGCCAUCUCAUCCGUCCUAUCCCACUGUUCCUGGCAUGGCCGAAAAACGACCGAAGUACAUGAAUUGGAUUCUAGAGUGUAUAAACUUGCUCCGCAGUCGGAAAUCACGGCCCGACUUAGAACGAAUUUGCCGGACGAUGCAUAAAUGUCACGGAAUCGAUGAGCGAGACACAGAGGAAGACUUAGCAGUGCUUAUCGCGAGCGGAAUUGUGACAAAGAGGUCUUUUAAAGGCGCUAUUUCUUAUCGCAACGCGUCCGGUUGGCACAGAGUUCUUGGCUCCGGCAAAGUUUCGCGAGCGUCCCGAUGGGUAGGCGAAGCAAUUCGAGCGCUUGAUCGAGGUUACGGCGUCAGCGCAGUGGAAAUCGACAAAUUCAUAACUGCUCGGCACCCGUAUUACCAUAAUUUGAAGGCCAGGAUCAAGAUCGCAUUGAAAGACGAUUUAGAUCAUGGACGCGUCUGGAGUGUGAGUGACGGCAUGUACAGGCUGCUCGAAUCCGCGGAGGUAAGCUGAAGUCUUUCCAAACAUAAAAGUCGGGAACUUUUGUUCGCGGAAAGUCUCCUUAGUUUACAGUCUCCGGUCGCAUACAUGUGACUGACAGAAAACGCAGCUUCCAGCAAAACUUUUUACCACGAAAAUCACAUUAAGUAAAAGGUCCUUAUCAUGUUGAUGGCAGCUUUUCGCAGUUUUUUUGUCACCCUGGUAUUUUGGCUGCAGUAAAUGAUAUUAGCAACUUUUGUAUGCCAUUUCAAGCCCCACGCGUGCACAUAUCCCCCAAUCUAUAGAAUACAAAAUGUUGACGUGUAUUUCCUUGUGGAGUGGUUAGUUAACCGAAGUUCGUAAACCUUGCUCGAGGCUUUUGGAAACCAUUUCCUGGUUCAAUAAAAAAAGACUCUAAAAGAAAAAUAAAAUUAUUGAACAGGAAACUUGAAAUGAAAUUUUCAGACACAAUGGCACACGUUUGAACCAAAUUGCUACAGUUAUUGUAAAAAUCGUUACAAAUGUAUCUUUAUGGAUAUAAACACCUGGCUUAAAUACUAUUAUGAUAAAUUAAGUUUACUUUCUACUCUUUCACCUCCAAGGUGAAUGAAGGAGUCCUUUUAUAAGCUGGUUGUAACUUUUUAGUCUGAACAGGAAAUCCAAUGGUGGAUCCAUUCAAAUCAAUCCUCUUCAACAGUAAUUUCACUUGGUACUAAUUGAGUUCCACCAUAUUACAAAAAAACUUUUAAUUAGAACUUUACCGUGGGAGGAUUAGCUCAGUCGAUAGAGCGCUUGACUGCAGAGGGGAAGGUCGCGGGUUUGAUUCCCGGGGCCAGACCAAUACUCCAAGUCUUAAAAUAACUAAGAAAUGAAGGUACUGCCUUUCCGCUGCAAGCGGCUAGACCUUCGCAUGACUCAGAUGACCACGUAAAAUGGUGGUCCCGUCUCUAGUAGGAGACGUAAAAAUAGUGUCCCCAAUUAGUACUUAGUGCUAAAUACAUUGACACUCAAAUAAAGUGCUUUUUUUUAUUUGUCAAAUCUUGACUUUGGCCACUCCUUGGAGGAAUUUUAAUGUUCAAUUGUUGGUUUUUACAUGACAUCACUAAAAUUCAAACUAAAAAACUAUCGAUCCUAGCAAGAUUUUAGGGAAAGUUCAUUUAAUAUGACAAGGGGGGGGGGAUGAAGAUAUUGAAACUCGAAGCUUGAAAUUUUAGCAGCCCCCCUCGCUAGUGGUUCAAUUUUUUAGGAGCCCCCUCCUUGGUAGUGGAAAAAAUUUCAGAGCCCGCCCCCCCCGCUCCUUCAAUUCCUUUGCUCCCCUGAAAAAAGAUCGCUAGACUGUAUUAAAUAUAUUUACCGUUAUUGUCUUCAAUGGUUUAUACUGUGACAAACUUGAGAUACAGUUGUGAUACAAUUUUCUAAAGCAUUUUUGGGAUGAACAAGAGUGUAAUAAUUACUGAGACUACAUUUGUUAUAUCUGUAGACCACGUGAUAUAGCUGAGUUGCACAGGUCAUUAAAUUGUUGAGUUGAAAACCAUCCGAUCUGUAUGAUGAUGUCAUGUGUUGGUUUUGAAGUAUACAAAUUUUCGGAGCCCCCCCUCCUAGCGCAACAAUUUUUUCAGAGCCCCCCCUUCGGGUGUCUAAAAAUUUUCGGAGCCCCCCCUCAAUAUCUUCAUCCCCCCCCUUGUCAUAUUAAAUGAACUUUCCCUUACUUUCAUGAUGCAUUAGAGCAGCUGAAAAUUAAUUUUCAUACAAAUUUUCCCUUCAAAAGGGUUCUUAGUUUUGUGAUAGAGUACGCUUGAAUUUCUAAGCUUCUGCAUGACGCAGCAUUUACAUGACGGCCAAGAGAGCUGUCAUGUAGGUUAAAACAAUGACUUAUUUCAGGAAAUUUUGCUAUCUAAACAUUUCAUGUAUUAGAAAAGUAUUACUUUAAUGUUUAUGAGUUUCUCGAAGAAUAAAUUCACGCUUUUGUAGCAAACCUCAGUAACAGAUGUUUCUGUUGGUUUCCGUCCGCCAUGUUGGAGCUCAUCCAGGUGAGCACCAGCAUGGCGUCUCCAUACAAAUCUCUAUAAGUUUGGGUAAAACAUUUCUUCGGAUAUCUCGUACACAAAAUCAUUCCUCUGACCUGAAUCUUGGCGAGGGUCUUUGUAUAUGUACCUCAUUUCAUUUCCCAGAUUCUGGACUUUAUCUAUUGAAUGAUUUUGAUUUUGAUCUAUAUUUUUUAAUGGCAUGACACUGAAAACCAGCAAUAACUAGAUAACAUAUAAUGUAACAACUUAGUCAUGUGUGUUUCUUGAACUGUAAAUUUUACUACUAACAUUAGUAAAUAAAUAAUAAUAUUGUUGAAAAGAGCAGAGGACGUUAAACGCUUGGGGUUCUGGUGGGAGGUCUUUCUUUUGAUGGGUGUUUCAAGGAAGGGACUGUUUUGGGCCCAAAUAAUGUUACAAGCUGUUGCGAUGUCUUCCUUGUAUCUGGCAAAGUUUGUGCGUAAAGUAACAUUAAUUACCUUAACUGAAUAGUAGUGAUAGGUGUUGUAGAGCAGUUUUUCAUGACUAACAUCUGGGAGUUGCAAAAAAAGCGGCGCUUGAGUAAUGAAUAUGAGUCAGUGGUUUCACAAAUUUGCUGAUGUGGCAUAUUUUGUUGUUUCAUAAUAUAAUGAUAUAUUGUUUCAAUAUUGAUAUUCAGUUCAUGAGAAGAAAUAAAUCAGUUUUGUGACACAUCAGUGAAUCAUUGCAGCCCUUUGUAAGAAGUAAAUAUGCCUCCAUUUACUCUCAGGCUUGCGUGACAUAAAUAAAGACCUGAUUUACAAGGAAAACUCUAAAUGUUAUCUUUCUUAUAAAAUGUAUAUUAUAGAGCCCGGAAAGAGAAAUUCCAGAAUGUGAACAAGUUUGUGACUUCUGUCUUCAAACUGCGGCUGCAAACAGACGUGGAGAGCCAGAAGACCUCUUAGUAUGCAGAGACUGUGGCAACAAAGGUUAGAAGGGAUGCCAUCAUCUUCAUUAUCUUUGAGUUGGUGCAUAUACAUGUAUAUUCAGGGCUGUCACAAAGGGCAGUUGGCCCCGAGAUUUUUCCCUGCCACUACGAGCCUGAUUCUCGGUUACUUUUGGAAGAAAAAAAAGGAAAAUUAUAACUGUUUAAUUCUAUGCCUACUAGCUGAAUAUUUCUGGCAGUUAAAAAUGUUAUGGCAGUUCUCAGGGUAGGAAAAAACCCAGGUCCGAUUGCCCGGGGCAAGUUAAUUUUGAUCUUGGGUAAGUAAAAAUAGAAGUUUGGUGACCCAGUGGGCAAGUGGAAUGCAUGUUGCCUCAGUGGUCCUGUGAGUCUGUCUGAAAGUGUCAGCUUGGUAAAUGAUAAUUUCUAGGCAAAACUGUUUCAAAGACUGCAAUAAGUAGCAAAAUGCAUGAAUCAGUUUAAAAUCCAAUUGCACAUUUGCUUGCUCGUGUUUCUCCUCUGAUCACCAUAUUGGUCAAAUCUAGUAGUUGCUCUGUAUCGUGGCACAGCAUUUAAGUACUAGUAAUUUUAUACACUUUGUUAUAAAUCUAUAAUUUAUUAUAGACAAUAUCUUAAAACUACCUAAAGACGGUACUUGCAUUCUGUUCCCCUUCAGGCAAGUAAUAUUUAAGUAUAGGAACAAGCAAACACUGAAAUUUACUCGCCCAUUGUGCAAGUGGAUUUCAACUUAUUUUUUCCUGAAUCCUGUAUUUUUAAACUUUUCCUUAGACUUGAGCUUGCUUUGUAUUUUUGCUAUUUUAGCACACCCCAGUUGUAUGAAUUACUCUCCAGAGCUUGUGCUAAGGAUCACUUCAGAUGCUAGUGCCUGGCAGUGUAUUGACUGUAAAGCCUGUAUUAUAUGCAAUGACAGUGGAGAUCCCGUAAGUUGUAAACUUAAAAUCCUUUCCAUGACUUGAAGUCCCUCGGCCACUCUCUAAUCAAAUCUUUGUGGAGGGAGGAGGUUGAUGAAGUUUGGCUUUUGUGUGAUACAUGUAUAUGAAAAACUGUGCAGACGUCAGAGGUUGUUAAACUUAUCACCAAUAAAUGAGCUUGGGUACUGGUUCCAGGUUGAACAGGGGCCUGAUCACCUCAGGCAUAGCAAGGAGGUAUCCAUGGCAAGCAGGUGCAAGUGGGAACCACCCCUGUCUUUCAGUGGAAAUACUCACCUGACCCCAUACCGGUACUUACCGAUGCAGGGGGGAAGGGGUGGGAGCCAGAAUCCACAAAGAAUUGCUUUAAUGCACGAGCAACACUAGAUCUGCAAUGAUCAGCUCUAAAUGCCAGCAAGAAAUGCAACGUAAGUGACAAGAUAAGCAAAAGACCCAUGCACUGAGUCACCCCACAGAUCAUCUACACUUGAGGGUUAGAUCGCUGAUCGCAUCGGCUUGAAAUUAACUUUGCCUAAAUUAGAUUUAGCCACUCAUCACCAGUGUAUGAGCUUGGGAGCUGAUGCCUUAAAGAUUGGACAUUUAGCACCUCAGGCAUAGCAAGGAGGUAUCCAUGGCAACCCUGUGAGCUGGAACCACCCAACAUUCACAACUCUCCAAGGUGCUUGGAGAGAGGUGGAACCCACGACCUACAUUGUAACGUCACCUUGAUCUGCAUUUUAUUAUUCUUCAUAUCAUUUUCAGCCUCAUUUACUAAUAACUGUUAAUAAUUUGAAAAUUUGUCUUAGUAUAGGUAAUAGCAUGAUUUGUAGUGAUAUUUUGCAUAAAUAACACAAGGGAUAUUUCAAAAUAAUUGUUAUUCGUAAUUUCACAAGCCGUUAGACAAGUGAAAUUUGAGACAAUUUUGAAAUAUCACGAGUGGUAUUUAUGCCAAAUAUCAUGUACAAAUCAUGCUAUUAUUUGUUUAUACUACUACCCACAAAAGGUUUGUAAUUUUCACAUGUAGGUAUUUCAAAUUAAGCUGAAAUACCACUGCUCUAAUUUCUCGUGUAGUAGUAUGGACAGCUUAAUCAGUUGUGAAAUAUGUUUUUGUAAUGUGCUUGUCUUUGUAAUUUUCUUUUUCAGAGUAGUUUAUUGUUCUGCGAUGCCUGUGACAAAGGCUACCAUAUGCAGUGUCAUGUACCUCCAAUGUCUACAACUCCAAUUGGUGAGAAUCUCACUUUUGAUCACUUUUACAAGGCUCAAAGUUAAAGGGGCUGAGUUACAGCAGUCUAGUUCAUUUUGUCAAUACAUUGGAACCUUAAUAUAAGGAACCUCUAUAUAACAAAGUCCUCAAUAUAAUGAACAAUUUCCCUUACCCCAGUAAUUAUAGUAAAAUGUAUGAAAAAGAACCUCGAUAUAACGAAACCUCGUUAUGGUGAAUAAAUUUUGUCAGUCCCUUGGCUCUUUGUUAAAUCUAGGUUCCACUGUAUAUGGCAUAUAGCCAUACAAUUAUGCUUUCUUAUGCACUAUUCAAUUUAAAGAAGAAAUUACUUGUAAACGUCAAAAUCUCAAAAUUUACUUCCCAUGCAUUAUAUCAAACAUUACAAACAACAAAAAUGAACUUUGAAAAACUGUUGGGCAAACAAGUUUUCAAAAACAUACAAUUUCAAUCUAUUUUAAUCCUCUUCAGGUUUGUCCAUCCCUGCCUUAACUUUUGUAUUUGCUGUGUCAUAAAUAACCUUUGAAUGUUUUGAGUGAUUAUUUUUAUGUUUCACUCAAUUUGGUAGCAGUUUGUAUUGUCGCACAUGCAACUAGAGUUUUUGGCAGUGUACCUAAAAAUCAUGGGUGAUCGCACUUAGGCACCUAAAAAACUCCAGUUCAGUGUAACUGACUGCACUGAACCAGUUGUUUAUACUGACCAGAUACAAGACAGGUGCAUAUAAAUUCAGAGAAUCUACUUCUUUUUGUCAGCAAAGUUGGUUAAUUUCAAUUAUUUGUUUUUCUUAAAAUAGGAAAAUGGAUAUGUUACAAUUGUCAAAAUCAUCCAAUAAGUCCAGUGCGUCUUGUGGAUUCCAGUGGUUUUGUAAGUCAAGAUGUAGUAAUGAAAUCAGAAGGCGCAAGUAACAUACAAAUAGGAGAUGAUCUGCAGUUGCAUUGCGAUGAGGAUCUCACAGGCGAAUGCACCGUUGAAGUAAAAGAUAUUCACAUUCAAGGUGUGAGAAAAUAAAUUAUUUCUUUUAAUUAAUAUUUAUUGUGUGAGAGUGGAUUAAAAGAACAACUUUACUUGAGUUUAUCUUUUUAAAAUCCAAAGGACAAAUGAAUAUAAAUUUAAUUAAUUAAAUCACCCAUGUGAAAGGUAAAUGCACCACAUGUUAAACCCGGGGAUGGAGGCCAUGGGCGGGGUCUCGUGUGAUAACAAUAAGAUGCUCAUCCGAGCCCGAGAAAAUAAAUUUCAAAUUUCACAGGAAUUGAGAAAACACAGGUAAAAUUGUCUUGCAUAACAUCUCAUUUUGUGAAAUUUAAAGCUUUUACAUGAAGUUUGUUUUCUCGGGCUCCCAUAAGAAAUGACGUUGCAGUUAUAUUUCAUAUAACUUAUUACAUUAUUUUAUAGACCUUGAAAAAGGUAAAAAAGAAUGCAAUAUGAUUAGAAUUAUUCUGGUACAAGGUUUUUGUCCACUGAAAAUUAAAAUUACCCAAUUUCCUAAUGGAUUCCAUCAUAAUCCCUUGGCCACUAUACUUACAUAUGCCCAUUGUAAACCAAUCAACAAUGUUCUGCAGAGCAGAAAAGCCAAUAAUUAUGGUUAAGUAAAAUGGCUAAGUCCUCUAUCUGUACAUUUAUUCAUGCAGUUGAUGCUGAAAAUGUUCAGCGGGAGUUGGAGAUGUUAAAUCACUCAACAAUGAAUGACUGCAAACCGAGCAUGCCAAGAGAAUCAACAAAUAGUGGUCCUAUGAUCGUGGAUCAUGGUGAAUCCAAUGGUCAUGAUGCAAUGACAAAUGGAGAAAAAAGUGUUGUUAAUGGCUUUCAAGGUAUUUGUCUUUGUUUCUGAAGACAUCAAUGUCAGGAUGAUAUCGAUAGAAUAGGUUACUAAUGGGUUUACUGAUAGGGUUAUAAGGGAUUAAGUUAGGUUUUGUUCCCACGUUUUCUUUUUCUCAUUCCUUGUGCCUGACGACAAUGCAUUAUUAACCCACAUGUACCAUCAGGCUGAAUUUUAUUGGUGUUCUUUUACUGUCGUAUAACCUGUUUUGCCUUUCCUACAGGAAAACUAAGAAAUUCAAAGACAGAAACAAAAAAAUAAAAUUGACUAUUGAUAGAGCAAGAUUGUAGGUUAUAUGGUACCGCUAGAGCUGGCAUGGUUUUUAGCAUUUAUGAGGUCGUUUGCAUGGCCUGUCAGUCGCAUUGAACAGAAACCACAGAUGGUUCGCUUCAUAGGUGUCUCUUGGGGGCAUACUAAAAAAAUAAACAAUCCAACUGCCUGGCCUACAAGCCUUAGAACAACUUGGUAAAUGUUAAAAGUCAUGCCAGAAAGAAACCUAUCUGCUUGCAGGGCAGUUAUAAGACAAGAAACAGACGUCUGACAUUAUUUGUUGAUGACCUUGCAACAUCUUUUGUGUCACAGGUUCAACAAACAAAGAUUCACCGCCUGUGUCUGGUAAUACAGCUAGUGACACAGAGAAAGGCAAAAGUAAUCUUCCCCCCGAGACAGCACUGUGGACUGUCACUGAAGUAGUGUCUUUCUUCAGUUCUCUGGGAUUUCCAGAGGAAGCCAAAUCCUUUCAAAACCAGGUAAAGCAGCAUGACCUUCUUAACAAAAUUUUGUGGAUCAUUCUAACUAAACCCACUCUACUAAAGAAUAUUAUCUUUUCCUUCUGUCACACACUAAGAACUUGGACGUCUCAGGUUUAUAGUUUUUGCAGGCUUAUAUAGUGAGGGAAGUCGUUAUGUCACAUCACCAUCUGAUGGUCGCUAAAUUUCUGGAUCUCAACAAACUGUGGUCCUGUAAAUAUGGCAGGAAAAAAAAGGAAAAAAUUGACAUGUAUGACGUUCCUCUGCAUUCAGCACUCAGAAACAAAACGGUAGCCUGUACCUUUCUUUGAUCGUCUGACAAUGCAAUGGCCAUCUCUGUCAAGAAAGAAUGUUGAGAUCCAGAAAUUUUGAUACCAUGGUAACUUGAUGUCACAUAUAUAAGCACACUUUUAUUAAUUAUUCUCUUUGAUUUAAAAAAUCAAUUUUAUCUUUCCACUUCAGGAAAUUGAUGGGGAGGCCUUGCUAUUGAUGUCCAGAAAUGACGUACUGACUGGCAUGUCAAUCAAACUAGGACCUGCACUAAAGAUUUAUGUCCACGUAGCCCGUCUUCAAAGUCAAAAUGGCACCAUACCUUCAUAA
This is a messenger RNA of Porites evermanni, 8840 nucleotides long. The record is from the annotation of a GenBank genome assembly. Lineage: Eukaryota; Metazoa; Cnidaria; Anthozoa; Scleractinia; Poritidae.